Messenger RNA from Anopheles nili, 1237 nucleotides. Its product is annotated as epidermal retinol dehydrogenase 2. Gene Ontology annotation, molecular function: oxidoreductase activity, acting on the CH-OH group of donors, NAD or NADP as acceptor. NCBI's taxonomy places the organism in Eukaryota, Metazoa, Arthropoda, Insecta, Diptera, Culicidae. Gene Ontology annotation, cellular component: lipid droplet. Bases 45 to 1019 code for a protein of 324 amino acids. The record is from RefSeq and is a predicted model, not a curated record. The transcript has 5 exons.
UCUUUCCAGUGUGGUUCUACGAAUCGCUCAGCAAACAACGCACAAUGGUGCUCCGAAUGCGCGACAUGCUGUACGAGAAUCCGCUCGAUCACUUUCUGUCGCUGUUCAUCGAUCUCUUCGUUUGGAUCGUGAAGACCAUCUACUAUAUGGGGGAGACGAUCGUGAACACCCUCACGCCGUACCGGUUUCGGAAGCUGAAGGACGUGUCCGGUCAGGUGGUGCUGAUUACCGGUGGAGGUGGUGGCGUCGGACGGCAGCUGGCACUGAACUUUGCGCGUCUUCGAGCCCGCGUCGUCAUCUGGGACAUCAACAACGAUGCACUGCAAGGUACGGUCGAUGCGCUGCAAGCGGAAGGCUACCGCUGCCACACCUAUUUGGUGGACAUUUCCGAGCGUGAGCGGGUGUACGAGACCGCUAAGAAAGUCCAGCAAGAGGUAGGCCACGUGCAAGUGUUGAUCAACAACGCCGGCAUCGUCGCAUGCCGGACGCUGUGGGAUCUGACCGACAAAGCGAUCGAGAGCACGUAUGCCGUCAACAUCCUGUCGCACUACUGGACCACACGCGCGUUUCUGCCGGAAAUGAUGAACAUCAACAGUGGGCAUAUCGUGACGGUAGGCUCGGUAGCAGGACUGCUCGGCACGUAUGGCUGUACUGACUAUAGCGCAACGAAAUUCGCCUGCGUUGGGUUCCACGAGGCGCUGUUCACUGAGCUCAAGACGCAUGGAUACGAUGACAUCCACGUGACGCUUGUCUGCCCGUACUACAUCAACACCGGCAUGUUUGCUGGAUGCAAACCGCGCCUGUUGCCGAUGCUUGAGCCGAAACACGUCGCCGACGCUAUGGUGCGCUCGAUACUGAAGAACGAGGUCCAGUGCAUGCUGCCGGAGCACGUGCGCAUGUUUCUGCCACUCAAGUGCCUGCUACCGGCGAAAGCUUGCUGGGAUCUGAUGUACCGCGUCAUAAAAGGACCGGAGUCGAUGAUGGGCUUCCGUGGACGGGGCAAGGCGACGGCUGGUUAAAGCGACCCGUUUUAAAAGCUCAUUAUAAUGGUCAUCUGUUUUAACUAUUAUUUUACACGCGGAGUUUUGCGCGACGAUGGAUGGAAACAUACCGUUCGUCGCGAAAACUUACAUUCAUUGUUAUGUUUAAGGCAGGAUAAAAUGUAUUAUCAAGAUAAUCAACCGAACAGUGCUGUAGGCAUUACGCUAACGCUAAGAUAAGAACGAAGCUAGUUCGU